AUGAGCUCUUCUACUUAUACAGGGCAUAAUUUUCCAUUUAUAGAGCUUCGCUCAUUAGUUGCUCUUCUAGGAAUUGUUUCAAUAAUUCUGUCAUAUUUGACAAUUAAGUUGACUGGUGCAUCAAGAAUAUCAUGUAUUUUAUGUGCAACCUUUGUUACGGUGGAAACUUCGUUUGUAUUGCAGCAUCGUUAUAUAUUCACAGCUCCUUUAGCUUUAACAUUUUUUAGUUUGUCUAUUUACUUAUGGAAAAAACUAGAAUUAAAACAGCCAUUAAGCCUUGGUUGGCAUGCUACUGCCGCGGAGUUAGGUUUGGUUUUGGGAUGUUGCAUAAGUACUCAACCUCAUUCGCUAUUCACUCUAAAAUGGAUCUGGUUUGCCUCUGUAUAUCAACUAUGGUGGUCAUUUGGUGACAAGACUCAAAAGACUUUCAUUCGGCGACUUUUUCUUAACAUUUUGUUUAGGGUUGUAUACCUAGCUCUGGUUCCCUAUAUUAUCUAUAAUACUACAAUUGCUGCUCACUUACGGUUAACACCGUUUUCCGGGGAAGGUGACAGUCUAAUUAGCGGACCCUUUCAAUAUUCCCUUAUUGGUAACCCGAGCUCUGAAGUAGUCGGUCCAGUAGGAAUUGGCUCUUUCGUCUCUAUUAGACAUUUAAAAACCCAUGUUUAUCUUCAUUCCCAUGAUGAAUAUUUUCCUCAGGGAUCAUUCCAACAACAAGUAACUGGUUAUGGAUAUCGAGAUAGUAAUAAUUACUGGGUUUUUGAAAAUGUUACCGAUGCUGAAGCUUUAUCUCUUCCACCAAGUAAACAUCCCUUUAGUUCAUUGAAAAAUGAUACUUACGUUAGGAUACGCCAUUUGCAAACUUCAAGAAGACUUCAUACUCAUAAAAAACGAUCACCUAUCACUGAUUCCGAAUGGCAAUUUGAAGUGAGUGGCUAUGGUGCUGAAGGAUACCCGGGCGAUUUAAAUGAUAUUUGGAAAGUUGAAAUUGUAGACCACCUUUCAAAAAAUAAUGAAAGUAAACAAGAAGUUAAUGCUAUCAACUCAAUUGUGAGAUUUAAACAUCUUAUCUUAGGCUGUUAUCUUUUUACGCAUCCAAGAAAACUUCCCGAAUAUGCCCAUGAUCAACAAGAAAUAACAUGUGCUCUUCUUCAAGGAAAACCUGAGUUAACAUACUGGUACAUUGAAACAAAUUAUCACCCAAAUCAUUUACCAAAUACUAAAAAAGUCAAAUAUGAAACUCCGCCUUUCUCAGAUAAAAUGGAGGAAUAUAAAGAAGUAAUGGAAAAAGCAAGGAUUUCAGUACUAGAUGAAACUACUGGAUAUACGUUUCCCGCGUGGAAAUUACCCUUUUUAACAAAUGGUAUACCAAUUUUCAGAAGUCAUCACCGUCAAACAUUUUUGAUUGGAAAUAUUUUUAUCUGGUACAUGUCUUUAAUCGGUUUAAUAUUUUACAUUAUAUUUAGAAUAUACACACUUCUAGCUGUUCAAGGUGGUUGGAAAAAUUUUGCACCUUUACCUGAUGUUAAAGAAUAUGAUCACCAUGCUGGUGGAUUUUUUGUUCUUUGGGCCUUUCAUUAUUUGCCCUUAUUUUUGGAAUCUAGGGCUUUGACAAGUGUUGAUUAUCUUCCCUCUCUUUAUUGCACCAUACUUCUUUUUGGAAAAAGUUGGGAUUUUUUCACUAAGAUAUAUGUUCACAAAAAAAUAAUCAGUAAGUUCUUUACCUUCAUUCUUAUUUCGUCUUCAGUUAUUGUGUUUAUAUUUUUUUCACCGUUUACAUAUCACAAACCAAUACUAUCCGAUCGAUGCCAUCAAUUAGAACUUCUUAAAACAUGGGAUUUUGGCUGUUUUUAUCAUUUUGAAACAUAUGCUCAAUAUAAUGCUUAUGAUAGAGACCAUUACGCCGAAAUAUAUUACCAAUCUUUACCACCCCCAAAAGAAGAACUUGAGCCCCCGUCGGUUGCAGGAUCUGUCCAUCGGGCUAACCCAACAGAAGCACUAACUAAACGUAUAAAAUACACAAAGUCAGAAAUAAAUGCAGCUUUAGAAAAAUAUAAAAAUCUCACUUCCCUUGACACAGAAGAACGAAAACAACAACUCUACGAAGAAGGUCAGAAAAGAUUGGUACAAAGUGUUGUUGAAAGAAUCAAAAAAGCACAAAUGAAACUACACAACAUUACAGAAGAAGAAUGGGAAGAAAGAAACAACAUGGGGGAAAAAUACGUCCAGGAAAAUACAAUAGGAACUCCUACGGAAGAGAUUAACCCUAAACAUGUUUCUAGAAUUCAAGCUCAAUGGCUUCGUAUUACAAAUCCCCCUUCUGUUAACUUUACUGGAAAAUCCUAUGAAGAUAUGAAAGACCUCGAACAAGAGUUAAAUAAAGCGUCAACCAAAAUAGAUGGAAACAAAACAAGUUGUGACAAUAAUAACCCAAAAGAAGCCAUUGAAUAA
This is a messenger RNA of Magnusiomyces paraingens, 2451 nucleotides long. RefSeq lists its product as uncharacterized. The transcript has a single exon. The record is from RefSeq and is a predicted model, not a curated record. Bases 1 to 2451 code for a protein of 816 amino acids. Gene Ontology annotation, molecular function: dolichyl-phosphate-mannose-protein mannosyltransferase activity. NCBI's taxonomy places the organism in Eukaryota, Fungi, Ascomycota, Dipodascomycetes, Dipodascales, Dipodascaceae. Gene Ontology annotation, biological process: protein O-linked glycosylation via mannose. Gene Ontology annotation, cellular component: endoplasmic reticulum; membrane.